Molecule: messenger RNA, 1293 nt
Organism: [Torrubiella] hemipterigena
Lineage: Eukaryota; Fungi; Ascomycota; Sordariomycetes; Hypocreales; Clavicipitaceae
Source: the annotation of a GenBank genome assembly
AUGCGCGAAUUCAUGGAUUAUGUCCAUGGGGCAUUUUACGAAGCCACGGGCUGGAACCGUGGCAAUUCCUACGCGACGCUGAACGAAACCCCCGAUGCUCUCCUGAACUUCCAUACACCGCGCGGCCUGCGCUUAACGCUAUCGUCCCUUGCCUCGCCCAACUUUGCAACGUCGUACCAGCUGGGCUCGGUGGGCGUCGUCGACGGCUCAAUAUCAUAUCUCUUCUCCUCUGUCCCGCUCCGCCUUCUUCUCACCCCCCGAAGCGAGAACGUCCCUUUACCCGAAUUAUUGCGAUCUUACCGCGCACUUACACCGCUCGAUCGACCAUUGACACCACAGCCCGCGACGACCGAGGGCCCAGCAGGACCGCAAAAUGUACACGAUGCGUCUUUAUUUUACGGACGAAUGUAUCUACCAACGUCACAACUCGAAGGACUAGUGGUGAAGAGGAUAACGCCCGCGCUACAGCUUCAAUUUAGCGCCGUGUCUAGCCAGCAUCUCCGAAACGGCGGAACGGCGCUUGGCUUGGCGCAGUACGACGUUGGGCGAUAUGCUUUGGAGGGUCUGGCAUCCUCUGACGGCGGCUUACUUGGACUGCGGGGCGUGUAUAACUUUGGCGGCGACGCAGAAGCUGCCUCGGACCGUCCAACACCAAGUGCUAGCAACAAUGGAGAGCGAGAACGCAUAUACGGCCGCUUUAGCACUGGUGGCGAGAUAUACUACGGAACAUUGAACAAGUCUGGUGGUAUUAGUCUGGGCGGACGCUUCGCCACUCUCCCAUCACAUAAAGGUACACCUCUUGCGGCGACGGUGACACUUACGCCGCUGAUGGGCAACAUUGCAGCCAGCUACGCUGUUGUUGCUGGACCACACUGCAGCCUAGCAACGCGGAUGGAGUUUAACGUCUUUAGCUACGAGAGCGCCUGGGCUGUGGGAAUGGAGCUCUGGAGAAAGCCGUUUACACGGAUAACCACCGAUGAAGCACCGGCCGUGCCGCGGGGCAAGGAAAGAUCGUUCCGCGCUAAGAUGGAGUGGCGUCUAGACACAUCCGAAGAGGAAAUGCUGGCUCUUUCGAACAAUAUGAUGCUGUCUUCGCCGAUUAAGGAAAGGAAGUACCAGGAUGAUGAAUAUGCCGGAGUUCUAAAGGCUCGUCUGGAUCAGAACUUGCGUAUCGGCUUGCUCUGGGAAGGAAGAGUCAAAUCGCUGCUUUUUAGCCUGGGCAGUGGAAUUGAUCUGCGCCAGCAUAAUAAGCCGUUCCGGACUCUUGGCUUGGAGAUUCAGUUCUCGUCUUAA